Paraglomus occultum is the source of this 765-nucleotide messenger RNA. The record is from the annotation of a GenBank genome assembly. NCBI's taxonomy places the organism in Eukaryota, Fungi, Glomeromycota, Glomeromycetes, Paraglomerales, Paraglomeraceae.
AUGUCUACGAGUACUACUGAUCCCUCGGUAGAAGAUGUUGAAGGAUUUAAUACGGAACAACUUAUCAGAUACUUACAAACAAAAAACUUGAGCCGUAACAACACUGACUAUAAAAAAAUUCGUAAUGAGAGGGUCGCCGGUUUAGACUUUCUCCAACUAACCAGAGAAAUACUUUGCUCUGAACCUUACAAAUUUCCUGAUGGACCAGCAAGAAGGGUUGAAAUGUUAGUCGAUUCGUUGAAGGAGCCUCCAUUAAAGCGUGUUUGUGUUGAUCAGUCAGCUGCGAUUUGCUGUCGUCUGCUAGAGCAUUUUGAAGAGACUGUUAGUGUGGACGAAGUGCCUGCUUACAGUUUGUAUGGGGUGGCAGGAACACUAGUCGACGAGAAUACCUUGGCCCACCGUCCCUGUGGUACUGAAGAGUCGCUGCGUGGAAGUGUCGAUGACCUCAUAAGGACAGUAAUCCUAUAUGCUGUAGAGCAAGUUCGAGAACUUAAAAGUCUUUUGAUUCUGGAUAGAAAUAAAACUGACAGCACGUCAGCAACAGUCAAGGAUUUCCGACCUGACUUCAUGUGCUGGUUCAAGGCAGUGUUAUUUCUUAAAGGGGAGGAAAAACCGACUGUGGUUGACUUUGAAGAUGCAAAGAAAGAGCUCUCUUCGAAACUAGGCUCGAUAAAUGAAUAUUGGUAUGGAAACGUGACAUUCAUGCUUGCAUAUGCAUGCGGUGAUACAAGAAUACAAUUUCUUGCUAUUGACAGCAAUUUCUAA